This is a messenger RNA of Gadus chalcogrammus (walleye pollock), 3279 nucleotides long. RefSeq names its product transmembrane protein 250. Lineage: Eukaryota; Metazoa; Chordata; Actinopteri; Gadiformes; Gadidae. The transcript has 2 exons. The record is from RefSeq and is a predicted model, not a curated record. Bases 500 to 922 code for a protein of 140 amino acids.
UGACUGCUGUGUUUUGCGACGUGUUGUAAACGCUAGUAAGUGUUGUACCUGCUACCGUCGUUAGAUAUCAUCAUUAUUUGCUGAAACUACAUCAACACUUUUAAAAACGUGGAAGAAAACGAUUUAAUUCAUAAAAAUGUAGUUUAUAAUUGAAAUGCGGUUAUAUGUAGGGGUCAUCUCUGUACGAGGUUGCAUGUUGGUGAUGGAGACGUUCGAGGAAUUUUCCAUAACCAUGACGUUGCUUUCCCUACCCGAAACAACUCCUUCCCUUCCGGGACUUUGAAGAGCAGCACCGCUGCUGCCACCAGAGGGUCCUCCACCAACAGGUACCCCUUUAAACAAGAAGCACUUCCGAGUUCACAGACAACAACAACCCAAUAAUGCUAAUGCCCGGGGCGCAAACGGCAACACAACAGAGGACUCGGCCCGCCCGUCACCACAGCUCCCACCGGCCCUCCCCUCGGUGCGUAUCCUCGCCCGGGGUGCGGCCGGCCCACCCAUGCCUGUGAUCCCCAUCCCGCGGAGGGCGCGCAGCUUCCACGGCCCCCACACCACGUGCAUGCACUCGGCCUGCGGCGCCUCCCGCGGCGGCCAGCUGGCGCACGCCACCAAGUACAACAACUUUGACCUGUACCUGCGCUCGCGCUGCAUGUACAGCUUCCUGCGCUUCCUGCUGUACUUCGGCUGCAGCCUGGUGACGUCGCUGCUGUGGGUGGCGCUGUCGGCGCUCUUCCUGGCGCAGUACGCCGGCGUGCGGGCGCUCCUGCGGCUCCAGUACAAGCUGUCCGUCAUCCUCCUGCUGCUGGGGCACCGGCGGCUGGACUUUGGCGCCCUCAACGACCUGUUCAUCUACAGCAUGCACGUCACCAUGUUCCUGGUGGGCGGGCUGGGCUGGUGCUUCAUGGUGUUUGUGGACAUGUAGCGCCUUGAAGGAGGACGGAGGACAUUGGGACACAUGGUAGACUAGGCUGUGUGUGUGUGUGUGUGUGUGUGUGUGUGUGUGUGUGUGUGUGUGUGUGUGUGUGUGUGUGUGUGUGUGUGUGUGUGUGUGUGUGUGUGUGUGUGUGUGUGUGUGUGUGUGUGUGUGUGUGUGUGUGAGCGAGCAAGUUUUGGUCCCCCUUCAGAUGAUUUGUGUAAAAUUCAGUGCCUUGCGAAAAUAUUCAACCACAUUGAAAUCAGCUUUGUGCUGAGUUAGAAACGAUGCUGAGGUGGUUAGGGCUGUAGUCAAGGAAAUGUUGGUCGACAAUAUGAACUAAAUGGGCCACAGGGCACUGUGGGCCCUCUACCUAGUAGCCUAAAUAUCACCUAAGGGCUGUGUGGAGGAAGUCGGUGUCAGUUUUACAUUGUUGAGCGGGUUGCACAUCAGAUAAGCCAAGGGACGCCACGGAGCACCGCGUCAGACAGAAGUAAAGAAAUACGUAGAAAGACUCUGUUUUAGGUCCUGUUCUGAAUUUAAUAUAUUGUGUCGCAAUGGUUUGUGCUGCCAUACUGGCCAAGGUGCCAAUUCUGAUAUGUUCACACUCAAAGCCUCUCAAUGAUAUUUCUAACAUAAUAUAGCCUAUCCCUCCAAAAUAAUAAUAAUGGAUUAGAAAGGUUUUCUCAUUCUGAAUGUAACGCCAGCGAUUUUCCGACAAAUGAGAAUUUGGUUGGACAAGACCAGAAGGUUUCCGCCCUGGAGAUUUUGUUAUUACCAUGUUUAAAAGUGCCACUGGUUAUAUGUUUCAACAAGAUUUUGUGAAUAACAUGAAAUACCCUGGUUGCGCAGGUGUAUAAACUGAGGAGGAGUUUCAGCUCCUGCAGGUUAAACAUGUUGCCUUAACAAGGACAGGGUAGGCCCAACAUUGGCCAACGCCCCCGCCUGUUUAGUAAGCAUUGGUAGCACUGACUUUCUAAAGGAACUGAAAUGGGAAGACAAAAUGUUAUGCAUUCAAGCACGCAAUUGGAAGCUGUGCAACACCGACUGUCUGGAGUGGUGGUGUAUUAUUUUAAAAGUGCUCAAGUCUCAAUUCAAGUGUGGCCUUCAUGUUAUGUUGUGAAGAACACUAAUUAAAAAGAGGACUUUAUUGGAAAACAUAUCAGGAAUUUGCCAGCUAAGAUGCAGGACAGGGAUUUGGUUUGCCCACUAUUCAAAGUGCUACUGGUUGCGUGCCUGACCAUACACCUGACACUGCAAAUACUUCAUCUUUGGGGACUGGGUACCUUGCUAAAAUGGAGGAUUGAAUGUAGCAGUAAAUUGAAUGGGAGAUUCUGCAUCAGUGAGUUGUGGGAGAAAGUUCAUCUUUUAGUAGUUCAUCGAUCUCAAGCAUGAGGUUCAACAGGGUGAAAGUCGUCAAGUGGCAGAGUCAAACGCACACGUCUGGAGGAUCUCUGGAGCUCAUUGUACACAACAAGUGUCCUCAAACCAGCCUGUAUGAUCUGAUGCUAAACCUGCCAUGAAAUGCCUUCCAACACAAGGUUGCAAAGCUGGUAAAGAUUUCCCAUUGCAGCAAAUGGUCUCUUUACCAUUUGCUAAUGUUAUUAUCAUAUUAAAGCAGUAUAUUUCAUUUUCCUGGACAUAUCUACUUAUAAAUAGUUUGACUCCUGACAACAUUCAUGGGGGUUGUUGUUGAAUAUUUUUGCAAGGCACUCUGGCUGUAUUAACUUAUUUUGUGAAACAGCAUACACCUUAGUUAUUGAAGGGCUGUCCGCACCUCAAUCAAUGUCUUUAAUUUUUUUUUUUCUUUAGUUCAUGUUUUAUUUUAUUUUUAAUCAUGGUUGAUUUCCAAAAUAUAAUUUAAUUCAAACCGUUUACCUUGUAUUUAUCUUUACCAUCCGAUUUUCCAGUUCUGCUGUCUGUUUUUAAUGGUGUAGUCACAAGAUUAAAUUGACCUACCUAUUCUAAUUGCCUUACAAGACGGACUGUCUGGCGUCAAAUAAUAUCAUCAUUUAAUUCUGUACGAUUUAAAUCAAUAGUAUGUUUGUGUCAAUGACAUCGUCGGUGCCGUUUGGUUCUCAAAUUGCAGUUAAUUUAGUUUUAACUAGGGGGCAGUAUCAUACAGUGAUUGUCAAACUGGGAUAACUUGGCUUGAUUAUGUUCAUUAUGGGCUGUAAAAUGAAGCCACAGUGUGCCAACUAAAUAAACAACUUAAUUGAUGUUCGUCAAUGUAAUGUUCAGGCAAGCCUAAUGUGACUCUUAUGUUUUUACAGUUUGAUAUGUCAAUUAUAAAAUGAUUAAAACGACUUAUAAUUGUAUGAGCCAUUGCACUGGAUUGUGGUUUUAGUAGUUUUGUAUUUCUACGU